UUGGUGGAGCUGCGCUAGCCAAAAGCGAAACUCACAUGAGACUCUCCGUGCAUGCAGAUAUUAGUCGUAGAUAGAUUGAACUGAAACUGAAACAGAAACUGAAACAGAUACAAAUAUAAAUGUAUGUACGAAUUUUGCAGACAUUCAGCAUUGAGAGAUUAAGGACUAGCAUCGCGGUACCACGAGACCAAUACACAAUAUAAAACAAAACAAAACAAAACCGAUACCGAGUGCGACGCGAGUCUAAAUUCGAAUCGCAAUCGAGCAACAACUAAAGUUCGUCGUCGCGUCUGCAAAAUUUUGCACAAAAAAGCAAUUUGCAUUAUAAGUUGUGUUGUCGCAUUCAUUGGCGUGCUUUUGUUAAACGUUGCGUGUAUAAAAAAGUGCGUAUAACAAUACAUUGAAAUCAUGUCAGACCCACAACAACAACAUCAAUCAGUGCCAAGCAUUGCAACUAUACUAAAUGCUCAACAAUUGCAGCGGUCAGACGAUCAUCAACAGCAUCAACAGCCGAUUAUCAAAAUUCCGAUGACAACAAAAAAUGCGCAAAAAAGCAAAUCGAAUUCGCAGGACAGGCGAUUCAAAGGAUUGCUGCGAAAUACAUGCAUCGUCGUUGGUGAAUUUUUGGCCACCGCGAUGCUGAUGUUCCUCGGCUGCAUGGGAUGUGCUCAGUCUCCAGCAUUCGUUAACUCCCACUUUCAGUGCAGUAUUAACUUUGGAUUCGUUGUGCUCAUUUGCAUCCAGUGUUUUGGUUGUGUAUCGGGUGCACAUCUCAAUCCCUCGGUGACAUUGGCCAACUACAUUUAUCGCCUGAUCUCAUGGCCCAUGGCCAUUGCUUAUUUCGUGGCCCAAAUGGUAGGCGCUUUUGUUGGCUAUGGUCUGGUUAAGGCAUCGCUACCCGAAGAUGUUGUCUGCAGUUCGGAUACACCAAAAGGUGUCUGCAUCACCGCGCUGGGAGAAGGCAUCAGUGCCGGGCAAGGCGUGCUCAUCGAAUUCCUGCUCACCGUCAUUCUGAUCAUCAUCUGCUGUGCAGUUUGGGAUCCACGUAAUGCCACAUUUGGCGACUCGACUGGCAUACGCUUUGGACUGGCCAUCGCAUGUAUUUCCCUGACUGGAGGUCAGUUCACUGGCGCCAGCAUGAAUCCUGCGCGUUCCUUUGCUCCAGCAUUGUGGAACAAUGCCUGGGACAAUCACUGGAUCUACUGGGUGGGUCCUCUUGUGGGCGCCGUGUUUGCCGCUUUUCUCUACAAAUACGUUUUCCGGCCAACGGGUGCAAAGCCUGAGGAGGAGUUGCCCCAAUAAGCAAUUGGUUUUGCAACAGGGAACUACAGUCAGAAAUUUAUUUUCUGCACUUUUGUGAUGGAAUUGAAUGAAGAUCAAGAGUUUUUAUCGAAACUAAAAAAAAUGUAACAUAUAUUAUUAUGUAUAACUGCAAAUAUUUGAUAUAUUUUAAGGGCGUUGUCGUGUAGCUAGAAUUAUGAUCGCAAGCGAAUUUUAUGUAACUACAAAUAUUUUAAAUAAAUAACAAA
This is a messenger RNA of Drosophila nasuta, 1529 nucleotides long. Its product is annotated as aquaporin-like. Bases 409 to 1302 code for a protein of 297 amino acids. Gene Ontology annotation, biological process: transmembrane transport. The transcript has 3 exons. Gene Ontology annotation, molecular function: channel activity. Gene Ontology annotation, cellular component: plasma membrane. NCBI's taxonomy places the organism in Eukaryota, Metazoa, Arthropoda, Insecta, Diptera, Drosophilidae. The record is from RefSeq and is a predicted model, not a curated record.